Molecule: messenger RNA, 1701 nt
Organism: Folsomia candida
Lineage: Eukaryota; Metazoa; Arthropoda; Collembola; Entomobryomorpha; Isotomidae
Product: prion-like-(Q/N-rich) domain-bearing protein 25
Exons: 3
Coding region: 157-1314 (385 amino acids)
Source: RefSeq, a predicted model, not a curated record
UUCUUAUUCUGCGUCAAUUGGUUGUGGUCUGAAUUAAAUUCGAUUGGACACAGUUAUAUGUCUUUUCUUUGGUAAUAGUGCGAGCAUCUUGGGUCACGUAGUCAGUCGUGAGGAGGACGCUGUCUCUACAUUAAUUACACCGCCAACGACGACGAGAUGGGGUCAAGAACUCAUAUUUUAUUUGGAAUUUUGAUCUCUUUUGGUGUUUUCAAUUUGUCCACUGGAAUCGGAUCGUUUGGAGAUUCGUGUAAUCGGCGGAAGGAAUGUGAUGCCUCGGCAGGACUGCGUUGUCUUAAAGGGAGCUGUCAAUGCCAGAAUCCGGAUGGUCAAGUAUUUUCUGCAAAACUUGGUUUAUGUGCUGUAAAAAUUGGGAGACGAUGUGGCCCCGAUGACGAAUCGGAGAGUAAUAAUAGCACCAUAAACAAUGACCAUGAAAACCCCGAAGAUUCCGUCUGUGUGGACAAUGGAGAAUGCAAAAAACUCAAGUUGCGAAAAUGGUGUCGUUGCAAGGACGGGUUUAUGCCAAACGCUGGAGGAUCAAGUUGCGUCUCUGUAGCCAAAUAUGGAGAGUCCUGUUCUCUUAAUGAACCCUGUGAAAAGCGAUCUGGGACUGAAUGCAUCGAAGGGAGAUGUGUAUGUCCAUUUGGUGAUCAUCAAUAUUUCGACGCUUUGGAGCGACGCUGUAUCAGCUAUGCGAAUGGAAAUUGUACUCACCCUAAAAUUUCGCCAUGCGUGUCAAAUGCUGAGUGUGUGAAUGUACAAUUGAUAACUGGAUACAUGUCGGAGGAUGGAGUGAAGAAAAUCCAUUCUAAAAGUAUAACUCAGUGUCAUUGUGUCAAAGGUUACUCUGAAACGAAGAAUGGAUACUGCAUGGGAAUGGCUAAUACGGAAUGUGCGCUGAAGCAGCCUUGUAAUUCGGAAGCUUUCUUGGUCUGCUCGGAUGGAAAGUGCAAGUGCAGAAAUCCUCUGCACGAAAUGAUCGAUGAGAAGACGGGCCAAUGUGUUAAUCUCGUGGGGUCGUCUUGUCGUCCGUCGAAUGGAACAUUGGGUGGUAUUCCUUGCGUCGCAAAUUCAGAAUGUAACGACGACAAGUGCUCUUGCAAGAAAGGGUUCAUCGCCACUCCAAAGAAAACCUGUUUAUUGGGAUAUAAGCAGAUUUGUGAACCUUAUCAAUGCAACACGAAUGGGGGGUUGGCCUGUGUAAAUGGGAUUUGCGAAUGCUUUGAUUCUCAUUUGGUGUUUGACGAGUUGUCGAACGCAUGUGUGGGGCUGUCAACCACUUCCGGCUCGGUGGGUGGUUCGGAUGGAUUGUGAUAAGUUCAAGUAGAAUUUGAAAAUAUAUUACAACAAUAUUAUAGUAUUUUUUUACAAAUUAUUUUUCAUAGCGCUUUAUAUUUUUAUAAAAUACUUAUUUUGGUAUAACAAUAGCAUAAGAAUACGUACUCCAUGUAUGUAGCAAUUUGUUAGGUUUUUUAUCGUACGUGAAAUCUUGCUGACGUGUUCAGUGUUGUACAAUAUUUUACAUAUAUACGUGCUAAGUAUUUCUGGCAUGCACAAUUAUCAUAGAAUAGUAAAAUAUUUUAGGAACUUAAUUCAUUAAGUUUUGCAAUUGGGUUUAAUUAGGAAAUUGCAACCUUUGUAGGGUACCUCAAGAAGUUAUAUGUACUUAAAAAUAAAAAUAAAUAUUUAUGGAGUUCAUAA